Molecule: messenger RNA, 6174 nt
Organism: Apis laboriosa (Himalayan honeybee)
Lineage: Eukaryota; Metazoa; Arthropoda; Insecta; Hymenoptera; Apidae
Gene: rod
Product: kinetochore-associated protein 1
Exons: 33
Coding region: 16-6174 (2052 amino acids)
Biological process (GO): protein localization to kinetochore involved in kinetochore assembly; mitotic sister chromatid segregation; mitotic spindle assembly checkpoint signaling
Cellular component (GO): cytoplasm; kinetochore microtubule; RZZ complex
Molecular function (GO): small GTPase binding
Source: RefSeq, a predicted model, not a curated record
UAUUUCGCGGGUAAAAUGGCGUUGUGGAAUAAAGUGGUUUCAGGCUUUAAUAAAGAAGAAGAAACCAUAAAUUUUGGAACAAGAACUAUAGUUGAAAAUAAUGGCUCGUUAUAUGAAACUUCUACUAUUGCAACUAUACAAUCAAAUGGAAGGGUAGAACAAGAACCAAAUAUUUUAGCAUCUAUACAAUAUUCAAGGGUCUGUGUAUUAAUUGAUAAAUCAAUCACUAUAUUUGAAAAUGAAACAUGUGAAAAAAUAUUAUUAAAUAUUAGUUUUGAAUUAUUAAUAACAAGUUAUUGCAUUUCUCAUGAUGGAAUAUUUUUAUUUGUUGCAUUAUCAAAUGGAAUGUUAUAUUGUCUUCAUUUAUUAAAUAAGGGACAAAUAAUCUUUACAAAAAAUAUUACAACAACUGAAAAUAAAAUAAUAACAAUAUUUUUACAAAAUGAAUCUAAAGAAUAUAUUAAUAUAUAUCUUACCACAAAAAAUGGAAUUAUUUAUAGAAUAUCAAAAUUUAAUAUUAAACUUAUUCAAUCAGCUAUUACAAAUGAAAUUGAUAAUAAUAUAUUAAUAGAAUUGAUAGAAAAAAUUAAAUGUGUACAGUUAUUUAAAGGAUUUUCCUGUGAUGAAGUAAUAUAUGCUACUAUAAGUUUAAUAAAUAAAGAAAUAUCAAUAGCUAUGUUAUGUUCAAAUAUGUUAUUUAUGUGGCCUAAUGAAUGUUAUGUUAAUUUUAAUACAUUACAUUAUAAUUAUAUAAAAAUAAAAUUUUUUAAAAAUUACAUUGCAAUGUUAUGUUUACGUUCAGAUUAUAUAUUAAACUUAAUGUGUCCUCAAACUUUACUUGCUCUAAAAGUGUAUUCAAAACCUGUAUCAGAUUUUGUAAUUAUUGAAAAUAAUGAUAAUACUUUAUGUCAGAUUCUUGUGUUAAUGUUUGAUAAUAAUUGCAUUGAAUAUACGUUACAAGUUCUCUCAUAUCCAGAUUUUCAAAAAAAGUUUCAAAUAAAUAUACCAACUAUAACACAUCUUGUUGAAAUUAUGGAUCCUUGUGAUGAAGUAAUUUUAUAUCUAGAAGGAAUUAAUGAUUCCAAUAAUGAUACUAAUAAUUAUAUAGAUACAGUUAGAAUAAAAACUAUAUCAGAAAGUGAUCCUGAAUAUCAAUUACAACGUUUAAUAAGAAAAGAACAAUUUGAUGCAGCUGAAUUUUUUGCAAAAAAAUUUAACUUAUCUACAGAUCCUAUUUAUUAUGCAAAGAUUGCAUUGCUUUUGUCACAAUUUGGACCUUGGACAAAAGAAAAGUCCAAUUCUCUUCAAUUAGAUAUGAUUCUUAAUAUAUUUGAUAAAAUAAAAAAUGUACAAUAUAUUGUAGAAUGUUGUAAUAAAGCAUUUCUACCUGAUUAUAAACAAAUGAAAAAAAUUUAUUUAUAUGCACGUUCAAGAAUAGUAGAAAAUAUCUCUAAAAAUAAUUAUUUGUAUCUUCUUUCUUCAAUUAAUAGUACAUUGCAAAAAUUAGAAACUUUUCAUAUGAUUUGGGGAUACCAAAGAAAUUUAAAAUAUUAUGAUGAAGAUACUAUGAAAGAAUGGAUUAGAUUUUCUCGAGCAGAUUUAAUAGAAGAAUAUAAAAUACAUUUGAGCUUGGGAGAAAUGGAAGCAGCUACUUUAAUUUGGACGAGACAUCUUGUAAAUAUAAUGAAAGAUAUAUCUAUAGAAAUUGUAAAGGAUAUAUUUGGAAUUCUUCCUGAAAAGAUACCCUUUCUUUCCCUUUGGAUGUGGUUAUCACAUUUUAUUCCAAGUAUAUUGUCAUUUAUUCCUAAUGCAAUGUCUGAAAUUAUUGUUUGGGGUUAUAAAAAAGUUAAAUCAUUUGAACAGUCUUAUCGUUCAGAAUGGCCUCAAAUUGGAAUUGAUUUCACAAAAAAGUUUAUAAAGUUGUUGAAAUUUCAAGAAAGUCAUCAAUCUUUAUACUUUCAACAGGAAUGUUUAAACAAAGAUACUAAUUUAAAACAGCUUAUUUCUUUAAUACAAAUAUUAUCUGAUAUUCAAAAAUUGAAAGUUAAUUAUAGAUUAAUAAUAUCUCUUAAUUCAUAUAUUGGAGAUCCUAUAGAAGUAUCAUACAUAUUAUUAGAUAAAAUACAUAUAAAUAUAAUUCUAGAAUUUGUGAAUACAUUUUUUAAACAAUACAUGUUGAAUAAUUCUCUACAAAGUGAUUAUAUUUUUUCUUCAUAUGUACAGAAAACUCUAAAAAAUUCUAAAAAUUGGUGGUCAGGAGAGGAAGCUCCCUGGGAAAAAAAAAUUGUUAUUAUUAUUGAUUUAAUUCAAGAUAUAGAGACUAAAUUACAGCAAAUAUUAGAAGUAUUAAAAAAAGCUGUAGUUCCAUGGACAUCAACUAUUGUAUCUCUAAUAGAAACAAGUUAUAAUUUUGAUCAUAUUUUAACAUCUCAAAUUAGAAUAGAACAUAACUUUGUUCCAAUUAAGCUUAUUUUAAAGAAAUAUGGAUAUGAACGCAUUGGUAUAAAUAAUAAAUUAAUAUACCGAAUAAUAAAAGAAAAUCAUGAUAAUAUGAUUUCUGAUAUUCAACAAAUAACUAAAAAUGAUUUAUUUUCAAGAAAAAAAGCAUUUUCAUCUUGUGUAAAUUAUUAUUUAAUUAGAGGGAAUUUUGAAAACGUAACAAAGAUAUUAAGUUUUUUAGAAGAUGAUGUUUUAUUAUAUUGUUGUAUACAAAUUGUUAACUAUAUAACAGCUAGUUUAACAUUAAAGAUUAUACCUAAAUCUCUUAUAUAUCAUAUUGAGAUGUUGGGUUGGAUAAAAUUACAGUUAGAAAAACUUUCAAAAAAAUGUAAAACUCAAUCAUAUCAUUGUAACAAUGUUAUUAAUAGUAUAGAUGAAAUAAAAUCAAUAUAUUAUUUAAAAAAAAAUCUCGAAAUUGAUGUAACAUUUGAAGAAUAUCAAAUUAAAAAAAAGAAAAUAUUACAAAAUUAUGUUAAAAAAUUGUGUGAUGUAGACAUGGAAAAAGAUAAUAAUUUAUUUACUAUUUAUAAAAAACUUAUUCAAGCUGCAGAUUUACUUAAAAUACAAAGAAUUCAUGCAAUAUAUAUAUUAAUUGAAUGGUCAAAAAAUGUAAAACUAUUAAAUUAUUUUAUUAGAUGUGAAAAAGGACAAUUAAAUAUAAUGACAAAUGAAUGCUAUUAUGCAUAUAAAAUAUGCUUAUUAAUAAUGCAGCAUAUUAAAAUAAAUGCAGAUAUUACAAUUACAAUUCAGAAUUUAAUUUCUGCUGCAUUAUGUGUAUGUUUAGACGAUGAAUUACAAUCUAUGUUAUUAUUGUAUAUAUGGAUAAAUUUAUGUCAAAAAUGUUGUAAUAUAAACUUUAUAAACAUAAACACAGUGGAUGUACAAUAUGAAGAAAUAACAAGAUCAAACUGGAAAUUAUAUACGAUAUAUAAGGAUCUAAAUAUUAAAACUGAUGAAUUUUUAUUACCAUUAUUUAGAAAUAUAAUUUCUAUAGAAAGAUUUUAUAUGAAUAUAUCAAAACCUGAAAUUGAAUAUCGAAUAUGUACAACUAAUGACGAUGUUCAAAAUUACAAAAAAAAUUGGCCAAAUAUAGAAGAACCUAUAAAGGAUUUGCUUAAUAAAAUUAUGGAACUAAAAAUGGAACAUAGCGAUUAUAUUUUAUUGCAAAUUAUUAAAACAUUAUAUUUCAGUUUUUGUGCUAUACCAAACAUAAGUGAUAAUAUAUUAAUAGAAAUUAAAUUAGUAUAUUUUCAUUUUUUAAUAAUAUUACUUAAAAAAGUAAUAAAUAAUCGAAUGUUUGAUCUUCAACUUAGUUUAUCAUGCUUAUUUAUGUUAUCUGAUUCUGAAGCAUGUAAAUGGAUUUCUUCUAUUUGCAAAUCAUUUCAAUCAGAUUACACUCGACAUUUAAGAAUAACAAUGCUUGGAUAUGAAUAUUUUUAUUUAACAAAAAAUCAAACUUUGCAAACAUUUAAAAAUAAUAAGAUAUUAUAUUAUUGGGCACAAAAGUUAUCUAAAUAUUUAGUUUCAUAUAAAGAAAUCCUAACAAGUGAUUCAGUAGCUAAAAGGGAAAUAUUACAACGUAUUAUGAGUUAUGAUGAAGAUCUGAUUCCUUUAUUUCAAGAAUUUUGUUUUGAUUUUGGUUUUGAUAUCCAAGAUUGUUUAUUACUUUAUCUACAAACAAUAAUAAAAACAUGGAAUCCAAAAUUAAAUAUAAGCAAUUAUAAUGGAAAAAAAGAAUUACAUAUUAAUGAAGAUGAUGUAAAUCAAUUAAAUAAAAAAUGUAAUUCUAUUACUGCCUAUAUCUUGGAUAAAGUUGCUUUAAAAAAUUGGGUUACAAUGAUUUUUUCACAAAUAAAUUUUUAUCAUUAUGAAAUAUUUAUAAUUCUUAUGGAUCUCAUAGAAGAUAAAAAUAUUGAACAUAGAAAUUAUUUAUGUUUUUUACAAAAUUAUAUUCGCACUGGUCCACCUACACAAAUAGAAUAUGAUGAAUGGAUACAUCUAAAUCCAGGAUAUACAUCCUUACCAUUUAUAGCAGAAUGGCGGUUACCUUUUUUACCUAAAAUUGAAUUAUGGAAACUUAUAACUCCUGAAUUAAAUUUGAAAACUUAUGAAAAAUGGUUAGAUAUUGCUGCUAUUCUUAAAUUACAACCUCAUAUUAUAUGUACUUUAGCUAUAAAAGGUGAAGUAACACAUAUUUGGAAAAAUAAACACAAAAUAGCUAAAUGGUCUCUUUCUUCAAAAAAUAAAAGCUUAUUAAAUCAUAUAAAAAAAUGUAUAGAAAGAAUGACUGGUCCAGAUGCACUAUAUUAUGGCACUGCAGCAUUAUAUUAUGUUGUAAAUCAUACACCAUCAGGAGCUGAUCAAGUAGCAGCAGUUGAAGAAUGUUAUAAGUAUGCACAAUUAUCAGCUAAAAAAUCUAUGAUGUUUGAAGAAGGAAUGUUAGAAAAAAUAAAAGUUAAAUAUUUACGUUUUACAUCGGAACAUAUUUUACAUGUACAUGGUUUGGCCAAUAAAAAAUAUUUGUCAUUAAUCGGAAAUCCGAAUAAAUUAGUCUAUGAAUUAUAUACAGAUGAAAGUAUACCUCAAAGAUAUCGAUGUGUUAUUGAUCAUAGACCUGAUAUAAAUUCGGCAGUUAGUUCAAUUAGUCAGUUAUUUUCUAUUAAUUUGAUAAAAUUACGAAUAGAAUUAUUACAAGAAUGGUUACAACCAGAUACUAAAUAUAUGAAAUUUAAUCAAAGUAUAACAGAAACAUUUCCAGUAAUGACAAAUUUAGAAUCGAAUUUAAAUUGUGAUGAUAAAUUAUUGAGAGCAUGCUAUAUUUUAGAAUAUGGAGAUCUUGAAUUAUCAGCUAACUUUCUUAUAAAUAUAGGUUUUAGUGAAAAAAAUGAAGAUUAUAGUCCAGAAGUUCGUUAUAGAGCUCUUUGUGUAUUACAAUCUAUAGUUGAUACUGCUAAAUUAGAAGAUUUAAUUAAACGAGAUUACCAAACAAUUAAAAACUAUAUGAGAUCUUUGAAAUAUAUAAGUAAAUUGGAAUUGUUAGGAAUAGGAUAUAGUAUAAAUACAUUUGAAAUGUGUUCUAAACAUGAACUUAUACAAAUUUUAUGGAAAACACAAAAUUAUUCGCCACAAGCCCUGAUUAUUAUUGCACAACUUUGUAUAGAUUUUGAAAUAUAUGAAUAUUCUCUCUGGGACAAAAAUUUAACUAAAAUGGCUAAAUUAUUAAUGAUUAAUGAAUUAAAAAUAAUUUUAUUACAAGUACAAAAUAUAAACACCAUUGUAAAUUCUAAUGGAUAUUUAUUUGGAUGGGAAGUAAUAAUUUCAGAACCUUUCAAAAAAAUGGAUAUGAAUCCGACUUCUGAACAAAUUGAAAAUUGUAUUGAAGCUUUACAACUUUUAUAUUCAUGUCCAGUUUUAUAUGCAUUAAAUUUCUCUAACAUCAUAAAAUAUUGUUUUCAAUGUCAGCAAUUACAUUUAGUACUUGCAUUUUUACCAUUUUUAAAUGAUGAUGAUACAAUAUAUGUUUUGGAAAAAAUUAAAUGCACAUCUAAUAUUACAAAAAUAUUAGAAAAUUUGAAUAACUUAUGUUCAAGUGGAAUACUUUGUACAGCUUAUUGUAAUAAAAUUAUAGAACAUACAUUAACAAACAUGAAUAAACAUUCAAUAAAAUAUGAAUAG